AUGAAUAAACAAUUAAAUAAGCGGUUUCCUUGCGAAGAAUGCCGAGAGCAGAAGCGAAAAUGCGAUUGCAAGCAACCAUGCGACAGAUGCGAACGGUUCAAUUUAAAGUGUGUGUACCUGAAAGGGUUCUCGCCUCGCGAUCAAGAGUUCAUCCAAAUUGCCAAAGAGAAAGAAAUGCACUGUGAGAUUGAAGCCUUGACGGCCGAGAUUGAGUUGCUACAAAAAGAAAUGGCCAGCUUGCAGUCUGCAACAACCUUUCAACGACAACCAACGCCACCUUUAUCCCAUGAAGACAACGACUCGCAUAGUCAUAGCAACAAAUGGACACCACGGGCAAGGACCCCGAGUGCGGCUUAUCCCGCUACACCCGAAUCGAUGGAGACGACGGAUGAUUCAUCAUCGAUCAUGACAACUCUAUCACGCAGCACCAAACGACAACGAGUGAUCGCGCAGGAUGGAUCCAUGUCAGUGGUCUUAUCACAGCAACAGAAUCAUCAACAACGACGACCUUGGAUAUUGACUAUCAGGAAUGGCAAGAUGGAGAUUGAAACAUGCGUCAACACCUAUAACGACCUUUUACCACAUCUUCAUGCAAUGACGGGUGCUAUCUAUUCUCAGGAACAUGUCCCUUUCACAUUCCACGCUUACUCGACUUACGGAGCAUUGAUCAAAGCCUUCAACACGAUGAUCCUCAACAAGUACGGCAAAACAACUUGCAGGAGCUGGGUUAAUUCCAUGCGCAUGAUUACACUUUCUUCUUCUUCACCACCAUCACCAACUUUAGACAACCAUACGAUGCCUUGCUCCCAAUCCAUCGCUCGUUUUAUACAACCACUACUCGACGCAUAUUGGAAAUGCAAACAUUAUCAGCAUUUAGCAGUCCACAUACCAACAUUUAUUCGACUCUUUGUGCAUCCCUACGAGAACAACAACAAUAGCCUUACAUCAUCACCAGCAGUCAUGGCAUUGUGUGCAGGCAUUUGCUUGUCGUCAUGUCAACAUACAAGCAGCAUUAUACCGGCUGGAUCCCAUCUUGAAUAUGCACGAUGUUAUUAUGAUCAAGCACGACAAUUGAUAGCCGAUAGAUUUGACGAUCCUUGUUUGGAGACAUUUGCGACCUUUGUAUUCUUGGCAUUGUAUGAAAUGACAAUCGGGCAUGAUUCAACUUCCGCACAUUACACCAACCUUGCUUUGCGUAUGGCCAACAUGCUACGACCUGAAUACACCACUCAAAUAACGAUGAUGAAGGAUGACGUACAAGAAUCGAUUCUAUUUCAUCGGCUACAGACAUUUUUACAGCAAAUACGACUAUUUGAGCUGGCAACAGACUUUGAUAACAAUGAUCGUGAUCAGCGGGAGACUGGAUACGCCCGAUUUUAUGCAGCUUGUCACAAUCCCACUGAUGAGUGGUGGGUUGCAGCGGAUGAUGACAGCAUUCAGGCGCAUGAUUUGAUUGAGAUGCAUCGAUGCCUUCAGAAAUUACGACGUGACAUCUACAACAACAGCCGUGUUACCAUGACAACCGUGCCAAGGGACCUUGCAGAAUUAACAGAGAUGGUUGUUCAGCAACAAAUCAAUCAUGUCAUGGUUCAUUGGUAUACGCAUAUGCUUCCGGAUCGAUUAAAGUUAUCAUUGCCUGUCCUCGAUGCAAUGAACAUCCCAGAUGAUACGUAUAUGAAAACGGUCGAAAAGGAGACAAAGGUCAAGGGCAUUGGUGCUGUACUGGCAGCGUUGGCGUUAUACGAUGAGGGUCUUUUGAUUGCACAAUCGUUUUUGCACAAGCGUCUUCAAGGAUCAACAACACGGUGGGCGCACUUGCAACAAUUUUGGCAAGGUGGAAGAUUGAUCAUGGGUCCUGAAGAACGAAGGAAAGCGGCUGGUACAAAAUGGGCACGCCGCAUCGACAAGUUACUUUCGGUCAAACCAGUGAUUGGAUACAGUGGUACCGAUGAUGAGUUUUUUGCUAUGGUGAUGGGCGCCAUGUUCCCUGAAGAGGAAAGCAAGACAAGUGUGAUCUCUCUGGCGAUUCAAACAGCGAUCAAUGCAGUGCGUUUGUUACGGUUCCUGGAUGCAUCAUCUGAGUGGCGGUGCUUUUUCGAUAUGCGAGUGUUGAUGGAUGUAUGGGUGUUGUUAACCCGAGUUGUCCGAUUUGAACGUUAUUUGGAUGUAGAAGAUCAAGCCAUGUUACCACGGGUACGCAACGAUUUGGAACACUGCUUGACGAUGGUCCGUAAUAAUGCAUCUCGCUCUCUACAUGCGGCAAACCUUAUUGGGAAAAUGGAGGAGGAGUACCGUGAGCUCUUGUUGUAA
Molecule: messenger RNA, 2310 nt
Organism: Lichtheimia ornata
Lineage: Eukaryota; Fungi; Mucoromycota; Mucoromycetes; Mucorales; Lichtheimiaceae
Exons: 3
Coding region: 1-2310 (769 amino acids)
Biological process (GO): regulation of DNA-templated transcription; DNA-templated transcription
Molecular function (GO): DNA binding; zinc ion binding; DNA-binding transcription factor activity, RNA polymerase II-specific
Source: RefSeq, a predicted model, not a curated record